ACGGAAGAGAAGAGUCACUUCUUUCAAUCUUUUCUCUCUGUCCACAUCUCUGAAAGUUGAGUCCGCAACCUUCGGGUCCGGGAAAGAAAAAAUCAGAGGGAAAAUUUUGUUGAUUAAAAGAGAAAGAGAGUGAAAGGUAUAAGGAUUUUUUCUCGGAUAAUUAAUACAUCUCUCUCUGUGUGUUCAGUAUUGAAUGUCAAAGCCAGCGAAGAAGUAGAGAUAGAGAGAGAAAGCGGGAAAUGCUGGAAUCGAUUGGCUGUGAAUCAAAAGCCUAAAAAGGGGUUUUUGUAGUUUGUGUUUAUGGGGAGUGGAGCUACGUUAGUGGACGGUGUUCGUCGCUGGUUUCAACGUCGCCCUUCUACAACAUCUACUUCUACUUCUUCUUCUUCUUCUAUUGAUAAUAACAACAAUGAUUCGAGUACUAACACAGACUCUGAUGACAAUGAUCGUAAUGAUGGCCUUGUCUCUGUGAAAGAAGCAUCGGAGGAGCUCACUGUUGUUGAGGAAGAUUUCGACAUAUCUGGAUUGAAGCGUAUCAAGGUCCCCAUUAGGACCCAAUUCAAAGUUGGACAUAUGCAGACUCACAAGAAGGGAGCAGAGGCAGAAUUCUUCACUGAAUAUGGAGAGGGAAGUCAAUAUGAGAUUCAGGAAGUUAUUGGGAAAGGAAGUUAUGGUGUGGUCGGUUCUGCAAUCGACACCCACACUGGAGAAAGGGUUGCAAUAAAAAAAAUUAAUGAUGUUUUUGAGCAUGUUUCUGAUGCUACUCGGAUUCUGAGAGAAAUCAAGCUGCUGCGAUUGCUUCGCCAUCCAGAUAUCGUUGAAAUAAAACACAUCAUGCUGCCUCCUUCACGACGGGAAUUUAGAGAUAUCUAUGUUGUUUUUGAGUUGAUGGAAUCUGAUCUUCACCAAGUAAUCAAGGCAAAUGAUGAUCUUACUCCUGAGCAUUAUCAGUUCUUUUUAUACCAGCUUCUUCGCGGUCUUAAAUAUAUCCAUACAGCAAAUGUAUUUCAUCGCGAUUUGAAGCCAAAGAACAUCCUUGCUAAUGCUGAUUGCAAACUAAAGAUAUGUGAUUUUGGGCUUGCUCGAGUUUCUUUCAAUGAUGCCCCAUCAGCAAUCUUUUGGACUGACUAUGUUGCCACUCGAUGGUACCGUGCUCCAGAACUCUGUGGGUCAUUUUUCUCUAAAUACACUCCUGCAAUAGAUAUUUGGAGCAUAGGAUGCAUAUUUGCUGAAAUGCUUACGGGAAAACCUCUGUUUCCUGGGAAAAAUGUUGUACACCAAUUGGAUCUCAUGACUGAUUUGCUUGGCACCCCCCCAGCUGAAUCCACUGCAAGGAUUCGAAAUGAAAAAGCACGAAGGUAUCUUAGUAGCAUGCGGAGGAAACAACCGGUUUCAUUAUCACAAAAGUUCCCUCAUGUGGAUCCAUUAGCUCUUCGUUUACUGGAACGCUUGCUUGCAUUUGACCCUAAAGAUCGUCCAACAGCUGAAGAGGCACUAGCUGAUCCUUACUUUAUUGGUUUGUCAAAUGUGGAGCGUGAACCAUCUACUCAAGCCAUCUCUAAACUUGAAUUUGAGUUUGAGCGCAGGAAAUUGGCAAAGGAUGAUGUUAGAGAGUUAAUAUAUCGGGAGAUUUUAGAGUACCAUCCUCAGAUGUUGCAGGAGUACCUUCGAGGUGGAGAGCAGACUAGCUUUAUGUACCCGAGUGGUGUCGAUCGGUUCAAGAGACAGUUCGCUCAUCUCGAGGAACACUUUGGUAAAGGCGAUAGAAGCAAGGGUGGAAAAAAUACUCCCCUCCAAAGACAGCAUGCUUCCCUUCCAAGAGAGCGGGUUUCUGUACCCAAGGAUGUGCUCGAUGAGCAAAAUGAUGAUUUCGAAAGGAGAACUGCUGCUUCUGUUGCCUCAACUCUCCAGAGUCCAAGGUCACAGCAGCCUGAUGGUUUAGAGAGCGUAAAUACAGAUACGCCCAGCAAGUCAAACCCCAACGUCCGUAGCUUGUUGAAGAGUGCUAGCAUUAGUGCUUCCAAGUGUAUAGGCGUGAAAGCAAAAACAGAUUUGGAGGAUGAAGCGAUUGCCGAGGGUAUGGAUGAGGCCGUUGAUGGGUUGUCUCAGAACAUAGCAGCGCUUCGUGCCUGACUCGGUAUGAUAACAAGUGAUGGAGUAUAUCAGAAGGUUAACAUCUUCCCGUUACCUUUUUCCUCAUUAUGUUUGUGAAGAGGCGUUUGGCCACAAUUUUAUAUUGAAGAUCUUCAUUUGCUUGAAGGUAGUUGCUAAGCUAACAAUAGGAUUCCAUUGAAAUAUUUCUUGAUUUUAUGCUGGUACUACUACAAUUACAAAAAGAUGAGGUUUUCUUCUGUAAUUUUUACUCUAUUCAUUUUCCAAAGAAAGAACAAGAGUUAUAUUUUGUUGCACACUGUGUAACCAUAGAAAAAAAGUUAAUGUACUGAAGUGAGAAACAUUGCCAUUUUGUUUUAAUGUAACAAAGUUCAUUUUCACUUUGUUAAGGAUUUAUUAUAUAGAAAAAUGGUUAUCUUUUAUGUUGUUUAA
Humulus lupulus (European hop) is the source of this 2544-nucleotide messenger RNA. RefSeq names its product mitogen-activated protein kinase 9-like. The transcript has 11 exons. Gene Ontology annotation, molecular function: MAP kinase activity; ATP binding. The record is from RefSeq and is a predicted model, not a curated record. Gene Ontology annotation, biological process: intracellular signal transduction; protein phosphorylation. Lineage: Eukaryota; Viridiplantae; Streptophyta; Magnoliopsida; Rosales; Cannabaceae. Gene Ontology annotation, cellular component: cytoplasm; nucleus. Bases 301 to 2133 code for a protein of 610 amino acids.